AUGGGCAAUGGAAUCGGAGAUAUUGGAGCACAACAUUUUGCUGAUGGAUUACGACGGAACAUAACACUCACCACACUGGAUCUCUCUUGCAAUCAAAUCGGAGAUAUCGGAGCUCAACAUUUAGCUGAUGGAUUACGACACAAUACAACACUCACUACACUAGAAAUCUGGUGGUACAUGGUGGAAGCUAAAGCUAAAGAUAUAAUCGGUGAAUUUCUGGAACGCAAUAGAAACAGAGGACAAUAG
Messenger RNA from Adineta steineri, 246 nucleotides. NCBI's taxonomy places the organism in Eukaryota, Metazoa, Rotifera, Eurotatoria, Adinetida, Adinetidae. The record is from the annotation of a GenBank genome assembly.